UAAAAGUUGUUGUCAGAGAUGGGGAGGCUCUUAUUUCAACAGGGAGCGCAUUCCAAAGUCCGCAGCAACAGAGAAGGCCCGUUCCUGAGUAGCUGCCAAAUGAGUUGGCGGCAACUGCAGACGAACCUCUCCAGAUGAUCUUAGCAGGUGGUGGGGAUCAUGGGGAAGAAGACGUUCUCUUAAAUGAAUCUUUACAGGAGGAAGUAGGGAGAAUACUGUGUGGCACGUAAGAAUGCUUCCUCCUCUCUUUCUUGCGUGUUGUUCUUGAGCCGGCAAUAUUUCUACUGUGGGUGACCAGAUGCAGAGAUGUGGAAAGAACAUAACAGCAGCCCUGCUGGAUCAGGCCCAAAGCCCAUCUAGUUCAGCAUCCUGUUUCACCCAGUGGGCCACCAGAUACCCCCAAGAAGCCCACAGGCAAGAGCUCUUCCUGGAUGAUGCCAAAGUCAAGAACUUCAUCACCUGUUUCAAAGACAAGCAGUUCCUGGCAUUCUUCUUCAAGCAACUCAAGCUGAACCAGAGCGGGCGCUACCAAGACUCCUUCCCUUACCUCUCGCCCUGUGGCCGGGAGCACAACUACCUCCGCUGUGACGACCGGCCCAUCGUCUUCACCCACCUCCUGCAGGGAGCUGCCGGGGAAGAGGUGCUGUCCUACUGCGGUGGCGCUGAGCGGCUGGUUGUCCCCUUCCAGCCCGAGAAGCUGGUGAUGCUGCCUGAGAAUGGACGUGUCUACCACCCAGGCCCUGCGAAAGCCGGCGGCGUGGGGCUGGUGAAAUCCGCACUGGCCUUCGAGCUGAGCCCCUGCUUUGAAUACGAGCUGGGACCCACCCACCCACCCACCCAUUUCUGCUGGCGGGACAAACGCCACACCCUCACCAAUGAACUGCUACAGUGUAUCCAAGACAAGGACGAGGGAGCCUAGAACCAAGGCUGGGAAUAGUUGAGUUGGCCAACCUGUUGGCUUAAUUAUAGGGGAACCACGGUAGCUGGUCUCCAAAGCAGGGGUGGGCAAACCUGGCCCUUCAGCUGUUGUUGAACUACGAUGCCCAUCAUUCCCGGCCACAAAUUUAUUGUGGUUGGAGAUGAUGGGAAUUGUAGUUCAACAACAUCUGGAGGGCCAAGUUUGCCCACCCCGGAUCAAAAGCUACUCUUCCCAUAAUUCUAUGUGCCUUGUUCAUCCAAGAAGCCAGUCUGGCAAAGAAGUGGGAAAGUGGCCCAUGAACAGCCACCUUCUUGCAAAUGAUCACUGACAGAGUCUCUUUGAAUAAAAUUGCUCUAUGUCUGGC
Hemicordylus capensis (graceful crag lizard) is the source of this 1283-nucleotide messenger RNA. RefSeq names its product chromosome 4 C8orf82 homolog (gene C4H8orf82). Lineage: Eukaryota; Metazoa; Chordata; Lepidosauria; Squamata; Cordylidae. The transcript has 3 exons. The record is from RefSeq and is a predicted model, not a curated record. The coding region runs from base 299 to 919 and encodes 206 amino acids.